This is a messenger RNA of Porites lobata, 7387 nucleotides long. NCBI's taxonomy places the organism in Eukaryota, Metazoa, Cnidaria, Anthozoa, Scleractinia, Poritidae. The record is from the annotation of a GenBank genome assembly.
AUGAGCGAUGAUGCAGAAAACAUGGCUUCCUCGAUGACUCCGUUAAAAUGGGAAGGUUGGUGUUUUUCCCUGUCUUAUUCCAAUUCCUCUUUACCUGUGAGAUCCGUUAAGUUAUUGCUACGAUAUAAGCGUCUGUCUUCAAUUUCUGGUCUAUUUCUGUCAUGUUUAGAAUUGAGGAAGAAAGCAAGACAACUUGAAAAUGAGAUUGAUCUAAAACUGGUGUCCUUUAGCAAAUUGGGGACGUCUUACAGCCAUCAUAAUGGCUUCAGAGAAAGGUGCUUGUUAGAUUGCUAUUAAUUGAGUUGCGUGUUUUAUUAGUUGUUUCUCCAAGCGUUUAUGUUAAUAAAUUGCAGUUCCGAUACGUCGCCGCUACUUAACAGUUCUUCAAGUGAACGACUUUUCGAUACCAUGGGACUAGAAAUUGAGCAACUUUUAUCCAAGGUCAGUACUGAUCAAAAUUUUAUUUUCUUCAGGAGACGAUUUAUUGGCCAUUCGCAGAUCUCUCGCUUAAUAUUUAUUUAGAAUAACAUUACCUUACAUUUGCAUAUAAAAGUUAAAAUGUACAAUUUAUUCAGAUGUAGUAAUAUAUUAGGCUCGGAGAUGACGACGUUGCUUAUGCCUGUUUCCGGCAUUGCCAUUUGGGAGCAAGGCACGUGAACGUGAAAAGACUUGUCCUUUUUCGUUUUGUGCACAAUAUGUUACAUUCUUGCCACAGCUUUUAAGAUUAACAGCUAUUUUGAAGAUAGUGAAGGGGUCUGUCUUUCCCUAUUAUGUUUUAUGAUGAUGUACUUUCCUUUGACCCUCCCUAUGCUCACUUAUUUUUUUGUGAGAUACCUGUGAAAUAGCUGGAAGAUUACUGUCAGCUCUUUGUUACCUUGUCAUUCAACUGUCACAGGUAAAAUUUGAUUUCAGGUUAAAUUUUUUUAACACAGGUUGAUUCUCAAUUUCCCUUGUCUUCUAGAGCUAGGAGACAUUGGAAAUUGAGAAUCAACCUAGGCUAAAUCAAAAUCAAACUGAAAUCAAAUUUGGCCUAUAACACAACCAUUGCUAUGUUUUAUGCUUCACUUAAAAUGUGUAAUGAAUUGAUGGGUGACCUUUAACCCAUUUGCUCCUGGAGAUUUUGCCGAAAAACGCGUUUUGAAGCUAGUCGAGUGGUUUUCUGGUCACUGUCGUGCUAUAAAGAGCUAACACUUACCACAAAGCGGUUUACAGGUCGUACACUUGGCGGCCUUCUAAUCCAGAUGCAAAAUAUCAGCUUGCGAAGUUCGGGCAUGCGCAGAAAGCAAAAUUUCGACAUAGUUUUUGGGUUUAAAAGUGACACAGCAGUCUUGACUUUUACUUUUCGCUUUCUCUCCUCCCUUCUUUUUUCGCCUUUCUUGCCUCAUUUUUUUUUUUUCUCUUGCUGGGCAUUUAGUAGGCUUCAUUUUGGUGGGAAGAGUUUUUAGGAAAGCUUUUAGGAUCUUAGGAUUAGGUGAAAGGAAAGGUAGGUGGGUAAUGGAACAAGAUUUUCAUGGAGAUUUUCAGGUCCUUGUAACGUGGUUUUUUGCUUCUUUCUCCGGUGUCCUUGACUGAAUUGUGCUCAUUCUGGUAUGGUUUGAAAGAUCUCUUCACUCUGCACAAGUUAGCGAAGAAAGUUGUCCUUGACGGUUAAAACUGAUGACGUCACAAAGGCUAGAAAGGACCUGGAUCCGCACGGGCGGUUACGGGCGGUUCAGGGGCGAAUGGGUUAAGCCUGGUUUCCAUAUGAUGGCUACGAUUGUUACGAUGGCUGUGAUCAGUGAAAAAAUAAGUUCAUUGCAGUGAUCAUGUGGAAACCAGCGAGCUUUCCAGCGAUAGUAGCGUUUGCAGUGAUCACGGUGGCGAUGAUCUUUGAGAUAGAAAAAGUUAUAUCGUUUUUGCUGCAAUUGCUGGAGAUUGUGUUUCAAUUAUUUGAUCCCUAUGAUCGCUGAGCUUUUUUCUCAGCGAUUGUCAGGAUCACAGUGAUUGUAGGGAUUGUAGCGUUUAUAUGGAAACUAGGCUUUACUUUAAUACAAAGUAAGGAAUUUUCUGCUAUCUAGACUAAAUGAAAAUGGACGCUCAUUGUAGGACCAUCUUGUCCCAAUUUUGUAAAUGGUUAGAUAGGAAAAGAAAGCAGCCAAGACCAAAAAAAAGGUUUUUGAAGAUUGUCAAUAUUUCUUCUCUUUCUAUGUCUCCCACUGCACAAACACAUCUAGACUGUCCCUAGACACUACUUAGCAACUCAAAGGAAAUAUUGGUAUUCUCCUAAACAAAAAGUUCUCCAAUGGAAGUAUGAAUAUAAAUCAGAAUUUUACAGGGAAGGAAAGGUUUUGGAAACAAAAAUCUUCCAAUAAGAGGUUUAGAAGAGUACAACACCACCUUGGCUUAGACAACUGGGUAUACACAAAUUUACACUGAUAGCUGUCUUAACAGACCCUUCCGCAAGCGGACAGCGUUAGUUACAGCCACCUUCACAAAACCCCUUUUCAACUCUCAUACAAACUCUGUAUUUUUACGUUCCCAUUAGCUGCUGUGGACACUGUCAGUUACAUGUACGAAUUAGAUUUUUAGCUGUGUAUUUAAGCAUCCAUAAGCGGACUCCUAAAAUGAAAUCUCAUUCACCUCUUAUUCUUAGAGUGUUUUUUUUUAUUCACAUCUAUGUGUGGUUACACUUCAAAACAGCACUUGAAUGUUAUACUUGUGACUGCAUAUUUACAACAUUGUCAGAACAACGGUAUAAUCAAACACUAACAAAAUUUUUUUUUUGCCUUUUUAAUGUUUAUUUGUAGCUAGGCAAGCUCCUGUAAGUGACCACUUAACCCUUACAUCUCUAUUGGCCACUUAGGAGAACCAUCUCGUAAGAGGCCAGCACUAGUUAUGGACACCUUUUUUGCACCUCGGGGGUGUCCACUUACGAGAAGUUCCACUGUAUUUAUAAGGAAGCUUAAUUAAAUAAUUAUGCAUCUUUUUAAUUUGUACAUACAUCAAAAGUUAUUUAUUAAUAGAGAAGUUCUAAAGAUGGUUUGGUGUGUCUUUUGUAAUAUGUUAUGUACAAUGUUUCUUGUUUGCUUUUUUUCCAGUUGACAGAAGUAAAUGAUGCAAUGGCGGAAUACACUGCGGGGUUCAGUUUAGGUCAACCUAAUGGUACUCAGCUUCAUAUGCUUCAAAGACACAGGGACAUACUUCAGGGUUACUCACACGAGUUCUCAAAGACAAAGGUGGCAUAUUGCUUGAUAAAAUUUUGGCUAAUGCUCAGCUUUAUACUUUAAAGCUGAACAUUAGUGGAAAUUUUAACACAACCAUCACAGAAAACACCCUAGCGCUGCUUAAAUACAGUACUGCGUUGUUUUCCAAGACAUAGGUUUUAAAUGUGUGGUUGUUCCUUGAAUAAAUAUACAAUGGUGGAGGACACUGAAACUCUUAACUUCUUGCACUAUAAUUAUUGAGCAGUGAGGUCAACUGAACAUGUGUUGCCACCUUAUGCUGUGGCUAAGUUUUUUUAACUUGUGGAAAUCGAUCUAAGAAGAAGUUGAAUUUGUGAUCAUGAUCUCAAUAGUGGUCUAUCAAGGAUUCAGACCUAAACUUACUCAGUGUUAGGCUAAGGUUUUUAAAGUUAAAUGUUAUUAAUUUCAUAAUUUUUGUAGAUACCAGCAGGAUUUUAGUAGGAUUUGAUAAUUUUUAGAGGGUGGGGAUGUGGGGCAAAUCCCUCGCCCCCAGAACUUAGCAACAAACCUGAAUUUAUACCAAAAUCUUUAAACAUAUGGUUAUCUUGGUUCUAGGCAAAUAUCCAAGCAUUCAGAGAUAGAGAAGACCUUUUAGGAUCUGUUCACAGAGAUAUAAAGUAAGCAAGUUUGUUUUAAGCUUCUCCUUGUUAUUCACAGAAUGUUAUUCAGUAGGAAAUCCCAAUUACCCUGCGAGCAGAGGUUUCUCUCUUGCAUGGAUUUGAGUGUUUAUAAAGUUGUUUCUGUCGCUUGUCAGUUGCGUAGUUGGUUUGUUAUAUACACCUUGGACAUAACUGACAAGUGAUGUAAAAAACACAACUUUUGCUGUAAUUAUUUUAGUUGUGAGGCUCAAUUUUGUGUACUACAAAAAACAAAUGCAGUGUUAGAGUUUGCAGACAUCAUCUUACACCUUUUUCUAACUUUAGUGCAUACAAGACUGGGAUGAACAGAAGAACAGAUCUUUAUCUCAAGGAAAAUGAACAUAUAAGAAAGUGAGUUUGUUGUACAUUAGGUAACAAAUAAAGAAGCCUUGACUGUGCUCUGUUCUGUUGUAAAGCAUGCAGGAAAGAAAGACGUGUAGGGGGAAACAAGAGACAUGCGUGUAGGCGAGUGUUUCUCCCAACUUCUUGAGUGCUCUAGCUGCUUCCUAAGCGGUUUAUUCUCUCAUAAAGCAUGCUUUUUCAACCAAUCAGAGUGCACGUUAUAUCUGAACUUUAUUAUAAGUAGAACUAAAGAAUACAUGGAGUAACAGUUGCAGCAGAGUGUAAGAAAAUAAGAUGUAGGAUCAUCUCGCUAAUCAUCAGACUGAAACACUUUGAACAGUCCUGGUGGAGAUUAACUAGAAAGAUUUGGUUUCAUAAUCAUAAUUGUCUUUGAUAUAUGUAGUAUCCAUCACUUCACUUGUUCCAAUUAUUUUGUCAGUGAUGACUGGAAUGAUUGAGACGGUUUGGGGGAUUAGCUGGCGAUUUCAUGUAUGGAAACCAGACUAAAAGAGUGGCUCACCCCUAAAGGUGGUCAUGUUAAUGCUGUGGUUUGAUUUUAUGGACAUCAGUUAAUAUGGACCACAGACACUUUUCUGUACUGAGUCACAUACUCUCAUAUAUUGUCAACCUCGCUUUAUGGGCACUGAUUAUCUACCCACGUUCUAUGACUGAAUAUCUUACCAGUUAAAGCCUAGCAGAAAUAGUGAAUGACCUUUCAAACGUUCUGUAUGAAAUUCAGUCAACCUGGCUGGCAAACUAAAAGUCUUAGUACAAAGUCAUGGAUACUAUUGUUGUAUUUCAAGACAAAUGCUUGAAAGGUAGUUUUAGACUGAGAAUAUGAUAAAACUAAUGAUUUAAUGACUGUAGGGUUUUUUUUAAGAUGAACUUGUUUAAGUUACAGAUAAGAAAUUAAGACAUGUGUCCAUGGCAUUUGGAUAAUACAUUACUGACACUGUGGCAUGUCUUCUUGGUGUCUGUAUUAUUUAACUGGGUUCUACUGUAUUAUUUUCCAUUGUUUCAUGCUAAUUAUCAAACAUUACCAUACCCCAAAACAAGGGAUCAUAGAAUUUAACCCAAAGAUAAAAUUGAACCACAACAUUGAUAAAAGAUUGCUUCUGUCAAACUGAAACUUUUAGCACUCCAUACAAAUUUUCAUGGCCUGUCCUUUCAACUCUUUUCUGUCCCAUUUAGCUCUGAUCGGCUGGCAGAUGAUGUAAUUGGGUAAGUUUGCUUUGAUGGUCAGCGGUGUUAUUUAUGUGGAUUUGUAAGCUUUCAGAUUAGAACUCUGCUACAUCAUGUAUUACACACAUGCAUACAUACACUUUAUUACGACUUCUCUAUGCAGGGCUGUUCUGCUGAAAUAUACAAAAAUAAAAAGAUAGACAAUAAAUUUUUACAUGGGUUAUACAGUUAUGGAAAAUGUAAUUCGAUUUAGUCAAAAGUGGGCGGCGACUUUCCUUUUAAGACUUGAAAUAUUGUUAAUCCUCUGAAUGAAAAAUAAAACAAAAAUAUGUAUUGUCCAAAUGAGGCCUUAAACUGCCUUUUUUCAAAAAUAAAAUUGGAUGAUGCCCUUGAUCGGUAAAAGCUUGAACAAUAUUUUUGUUUUUUUAAUCAUGCUGUUUAGUGAGCUUAAGCAAAGUCAUUUUCGAGUGACGUGUGUCAAAAGGAAGUGGGUAGACUUUUUGCAUUGUUGGGCAGUUGUCUCGCCCAAACGUUCGCGCAAAUCGUUUCUUUAAGAGUAUAGAAACGUAGCAAUAGAGAGGUUAAGCAUCACGUUUACGUCAAACACGAAUUUUUGUACCACGUGACCAAGUUUCCUCUUUAUCUGCCGUUUACUGUUUAUUAUUUCUACACCCAAAUUAGUAGUUUCACGCAUUUUUUUUAUCAGUAAGAAUUGUUUUGAGCUGUUUUUAUCUGGUCAUUUUCUAUUUUGAGGAAUUCCCAACUUAAACCUGAUGAAGCCUAAACUCUCUAAGACAAGUGUGGUAGUGCUAAAGCAUAUUAUGAGAAGGAACAAUGACUCACUUCCGGAUAAUGUGCAACGCUUAAAAGCUCCCUAUAACAAUGUGCAUAGAUAACUUCACACCGUAGAGCUUUAUCGGCGAGAAAAAUAGGAUAGGCAAGCGCCAGUGGUACAUAAUCAUCAACAUUCUAAGAGCCAAAUCUGGAGCAUUUCUUGAAUUUGACCAGUUGGAGGUGUAAGAGUUACAUCUUUUCUUUUUCAACUGUAGAGUUGCACUGGCCACUAAGGAAAAUCUUCAAAGUCAGCGAGGUGUCCUGUAUGGUGUGAGUAGUCGACUUGGUUCAGUGACUAGUAUCCUUUUUGAUAAUCAGCAUGUGUAAAUCUGAAGCUAGAAACUCCUCUACUGGAUAUGCUUUGUGAGAAAUGAGCAGGUCAUCUUUAAUUAGCAAAUUGAGACAAUAGGAAUGCUUACAUUAGCAAAAAUCCAUCUAUAACAGUAAUUUUAUGAUCAGCAUAGUCAUGUCUUCCUUGGGGGCAGUGCUAAAUCCAAAUUGAUUUUGUGGCGUGUUGAGUAAAAUUUAUGGAAUUAAAUUGCUAUAUUUUUACUAUGUUCAUGGUUCCUUAAUGCACUUUAUAGAUCGUUUCCCGGCACUUAAUAGUUUGAUUCAACGCAUAAACGUCAGAAAGCGUCGGGACUCAAUCAUCUUAGCCAGUGUGAUUUCUAUCUGCUUGAUACUGAUGCUUAUAUAUGCUCUUGGAUAGAAACAGCGAUGUCUAGUAAAUCCUAAACCACUGAUUCCUUGUUGGGAUAGUUGAAGACGCCAUGUUGCUGACCAAUAACUAUACUGACAAUAAACAGAUCUGCUGUAUGGAGGUUGUGCUCGGUCUGAAUUUACACCUGACCUCAGUGACGGCGAUUUGAACAACAGGGCGAUUGUUUCUUCUGGCAGAAAUGUGGAGAUAGAAAUACACCGAGUGACUUUGCAUCGAGUGUGUCAUACGUGCUGUGACGCUUGCUUAUUUAUUAUUAUGCAAACAAAAUAUUUUAAUAAGUAGGAAUUGUGAUUUCACGACAGAAAAUGUUAACGCUACUAUUUCAUAAUUGUACCUUUUGGCUGUGGCGAUUUUUCCCCCGGAGAAAAAUAUGUAAAGGAACAUCCCAUGCUGUCUAGAUUUCGAAUCGGUGGGCCUUUGACUAGCUAUUUUCUGUCAAUAUUCUGUUC